Molecule: messenger RNA, 1806 nt
Organism: Fomitiporia mediterranea MF3/22
Lineage: Eukaryota; Fungi; Basidiomycota; Agaricomycetes; Hymenochaetales; Hymenochaetaceae
Product: FAD/NAD-binding domain-containing protein
Exons: 7
Coding region: 1-1806 (601 amino acids)
Molecular function (GO): monooxygenase activity; flavin adenine dinucleotide binding
Source: RefSeq, a predicted model, not a curated record
AUGGGUCUGACGAACGUGGAGUUUGAACUUGCCUCAUCCUGGAUCAAGGCGUUUGGUGACGCUGUCAGUCAAGCAAACGUAAAAGCCUUGCUCGACUGCCUUGAACCAUCUUGUUGGUUCCGUGAUCUACUAGUCUUCAAUCCAAGCCUCGAGACACGUCACGGACAUGAUGCUAUCCGCACCCACUUACAGUCCGCACUGGGCAAGGCACAAGUCUCGAAUGUUGUCCUCGAUAGCCAUCCUCAUGGAAGCCCCCGCGCUUCUCAAGUUGGUCCGGUACUGCCUCCCAUUAUUGAAACGGCAUUUGAUUUCGAGACACCUAAGGCACUUGGUAAAGGCUAUGUCCGCUUGAACUAUCCGAAAGAAGGCGAUGGCGAAAUUCCGAAGGCCCUCGCCGUUAUGAUGAUGUUAAGGGACUGGAAAGGCCAUGAAGAACCACAGAACGAGUCUGGCGUAUAUGGCGGACAUACUUUAACAUGGGGCGAGAUUAUACCCAGUCACCGUUCCAUCUUAACGCCUAGAUUAGUUGGUGCAGGUCAAGCUGGUCUCGAUACAGCUGCCCGUUUCCGUCAAAUGGGCAUUCGUGCUAUUGUGAUUGAACAGACUGCCCGCGUCGGUGACGUUUGGCGGAAUAGGUAUCCCACGCUUGCGUUGCAUACUCCGCGCUCGCACCACGGCCUCUUGUAUCAGCCAUUUCCGUCGAACUGGCCGACAUUCACUCCACGAGACAAGCUAGCAAAUUGGUUCGAACGGUACGCUGAAGAUCAGGAUCUUGUCGUUUGGACUUCCACAACUCUCGUACCAACUCCGAAAUACGAUUCCACUACGAAACGCUGGGAUCUGACCGUCAUUCGCAAUUGCACACCCAUUCGCCUUCGUCCACAGCAUAUUGUCAUGGCCAUGAGCGCAUUGGGUGAUCCUGUAAUCCCGUCACUCAAGGGAUCCUCCUCAUUUGGGGGAGACAUUCUUCACGCGGGUACAUUCCCUGGAGCUGAACAGUACAAGGGGAAGCGUGUGGUCGUGCUUGGGGCAGGAAAUACAUCAGUGGAUAUAUGCCAGGAUCUCGUCUUCCGUGGUGCGCAGAGCGUCACAAUGAUCCAACGCUCGGAAACUUGUGUCGUCUCAGAUAAGUAUGUCACUACGAUGAUCACCUCGGUGUUCCCCGAGGACCGUCCUACGUACUACUCGGACCUCUCGUUUGCCGGACUGCCACUUGGCGCAUUCCGCGAACUAGGGAAGAUACUCCAACCGUUUGUGGACGAGCUCCACAAAGAUAUGCAUGAUGGUUUAAAGAAGGCUGGAAUGAAACUAUUUGCCGGGCCGGACGGUUCAGGACAAUUAGUGAUGGCAUUUGACCGUCAAGGAGCUUCCCUAACUGACUUAUCGACGUUAAAAGGUUAUUUCGUUGACGUUGGCUGUGCGGAACUCAUUAUUAACGGCAAAGUUAAAGUCAAGCAAGGUGUCGAAAUCGAUCAUCUAACUGAGAAGACCGCCGUGUUCACGGACGGUUCCGAACUCGAGGCAGAUGCGAUCAUACUUGCGACCGGAUGGCAUCCAGUCCGUGAAAAGCUGGUCCGAUUAUUCGGGAAAGAAGCCAUAGAUAAGACGAGUCCGUUGAUGGGUAAUGACGAACAUGGAGAGAUGCGAGCGGGAUGGAAGCCAUCUGGCCAACCAGGGCUUUGGUUUGCUAUAGGUGACUUUUCGAUUGCGAGGUUCGCUUCGAAGUUGCUGGUAAGUCUACUGCUUCCUUCAACUUCGGUCGUAGCUGAUGCAUUUACUGGCGAUUUACCUAUUCUCGUUCGAUAG